CCUUUAAUAAACUGAUUGGGUCGCACACUGAAAGGACCGAUUUUCAAGGUGAUUUUUGAGUGAAAGCGUCUCAAAAGCCAAGGCGGAAUUACGGGAGAGUGAACCAUCUCGCUUCAGGACGACACUUCCUGGCCCCCCCCCCCGACUCGCUGAACCUGACAGCCGCCGUUGUCCGGCACCAAAGACCGUUGAGGGUUGCAGCGAUGUCGGCCGCUGUUCCGGGGACCAGCAAGGCAGCCCACAGCGAUGUGGCCCCGAAGAAGAAGAAGGGACCCGGUGCCCUGGCGACGGCCUACUUGGUCAUUUACAACGUUGUUAUGACGGCGGGGUGGCUGGUGAUAGCUGUGGGCCUGGUCAGAGCUUACCUAGCCAGAGGAAGCUACCACGGGCUGUACUACUCGAUAGAGAGGCCUCUGAAGUUCUUUCAGACUGGAGCUAUUUUGGAGAUACUGCACUGUGCUGUAGGAAUUGUACCGUCCUCCGUGGUCCUGACUGGAUUCCAGGUCAUGUCCCGGGUCUUCCUCACCUGGGCCGUCACACACAGCGUCAGGGAGGUGCAGAGCGAGGACAGCGUGCUACUGUUUGUCACAGCCUGGACCGUCACGGAGAUCAUCCGCUACUCUUUCUACACCUUCAGCCUGCUCAAUCACCUGCCAUACCUCAUCAAAUGGGCAAGGUACACCUUUUUCAUUGUGCUGUAUCCCAUGGGAGUGACUGGGGAACUGCUGACUAUCUAUGCAGCGCUGCCGUACGUGCAGAAGACAGGCCUGUACUCUGUCACUCUCCCCAACAAGUACAACUUCUCCUUCGACUACUACACCUUCCUCAUCCUCGUCAUGAUCUCCUACAUUCCCCUCUUCCCUCAGCUUUACUUCCACAUGAUACGACAGAGGAAGAAGGUGCUGGGCCACGUAGAAGACUACAGCAAAGUGGAGUGAUCAGACGGAUCUGAUCAAGGGCGAAGAAACCAAAACAACCAACGGAAGAGGAACAAAACCAUGUCUGCUUAUUGAAACACAAAACCCGACCAGUUUUCAAACUGCCAGAACGGGCCUGGCAGAUGAUCCAAUUGUCAAGCAUCGUAAUUUUUGUCCAGCCGUUGUCUGGGUUGUAUAGAUGCUCACAAAUCAUGAACGAACUGGUGUUAUUUUUGUUGUUGUUUUUAUUUAUGAACAAACUGCAGGUACUUUUGUAUAGUCAAAGACCUUGCUGCUACAACGGUACUGUAUUUUCACUUGGAUACAGUUGAGCUGCCACGCGAGCAGUGAGCCGAAUUCACUCACAGCAAAGCUUUGAACUAAAUCGCGCACUAAUAGAAUCUAUAACCUCCUUUUAAAUAACACUAUAGAAAAUCCCUAAUAGGUUUCUCACCUCACCCAGGGCUCGUCUUUUGGUCUUUUUAAGAAGCAGUUAUCCUUUACUACACUACAGAAAGAAUAAUGUGAAGACUAGCACUGCAACUAGGUUGUCUGUAGGUUUUGCAUCUACAGUUUGUUUGUUGGUCCAGAUCCGUUUUUUUGUUUUCUUUCAUUCGUUUCAGUCAAAGGUUUGAUUACAUUCCUAAUUUAGUCCAAUAAACCUUUUUUCAUUCUGUGCUUGCAUGGUUUUCUAUCUGUUUUCCACUUGUGUUGCUCUUUGUUUGGUGUUUGCUCGGAUGUUGUUUUGACUUGUGUCUCAGUUACACUCUUACUGGUCUGCCAUUGAUUAUGUUGACUGUCUAAAAGCUUUAAGUUUCCCAACUUUGCCAGUGAUGACUGUGAGUUGUGUCGUUUGGUUUCCUCAUUGCUUGAUGUUUACUAACCUGAUGUAGCCAGUAGGUGAUUGAAGAGACUAGUCAUGUUUUUCCUUACCACAUGCAUCCAAGUGAGCAAAAAUUCCUCAUCUCUUCAGGUGAUUGCAUUUUUCUUUCUUUUAUCUAUUGAAACUAACUACUUUUAGCAUUUUCAGCUCCAUUAAAGUGAUGCUUUUCAAACCACCCAAAUUAGAACAUGCACACUUUCAUUCUUUAUUAAGCUCUGUCUUCAGUCCUCAUCCCAUCUCUAAUUAAUUGACAGGGUCCGUUUGUCUCGUAAACGGGAUGUGAAACCCUUUUAUCACAAACGAACAAUUAAGAUAUCAUGGCUUGUAAUGAGACACUAGCAAAAAAGAACAGAUAGCGCAACAUACAGUAGCAA
Messenger RNA from Xiphias gladius (swordfish), 2174 nucleotides. RefSeq names its product 3-hydroxyacyl-CoA dehydratase 2 (gene hacd2). Bases 204 to 938 code for a protein of 244 amino acids. Gene Ontology annotation, molecular function: 3-hydroxyacyl-CoA dehydratase activity. The transcript has 7 exons. Gene Ontology annotation, biological process: very long-chain fatty acid biosynthetic process; fatty acid elongation; sphingolipid biosynthetic process. The record is from RefSeq and is a predicted model, not a curated record. Gene Ontology annotation, cellular component: endoplasmic reticulum membrane. Lineage: Eukaryota; Metazoa; Chordata; Actinopteri; Istiophoriformes; Xiphiidae.